Pipistrellus kuhlii (Kuhl's pipistrelle) is the source of this 5258-nucleotide messenger RNA. RefSeq names its product oncostatin M receptor (gene OSMR). The record is from RefSeq and is a predicted model, not a curated record. Lineage: Eukaryota; Metazoa; Chordata; Mammalia; Chiroptera; Vespertilionidae. Gene Ontology annotation, biological process: cytokine-mediated signaling pathway; immunoglobulin mediated immune response. The transcript has 18 exons. Bases 443 to 3325 code for a protein of 960 amino acids. Gene Ontology annotation, cellular component: external side of plasma membrane. Gene Ontology annotation, molecular function: protein binding; cytokine receptor activity.
CACGGGCUUUGUGACUCCUGGCUGCCGGCGGGAGGCGCGCACGCAGGUGGAGGCGGCCCAGCGCUGGGUGAUGGGAUGCCCUGGCUGGGCGCACCCCUCUCCUGCUGACGGCACCGAGUGGUCAGGACGGGCAGCAGGGGCGCCCCUCACCCCCUGAACAGACAGUCCUGGGGACGGAGGGAUUGGGAAACUUGUUCAGGCACAGAGCUGGCUGUGGCGGCGCUGACAUCGCUGAACCCAGGUCUUCGUUCCUGACUCAGAGAUUCAUUUCCUGGGAAUCCUUCAUCCACCCUCCCACACACCCAUUCAUCCCUCCCGCUCGCCUGCCCCGUGGCGGGAGGCCAGGUGCCACAGAGAAAUGCCAUUUGGUAGCCGCCAAGUUUGAAGACCCUGAGUGAACAAGCUGUUCUCCAGUCAAGAGGAACAGAGGAAGCCAGGAUCUAUGGCGCCCGUGGCAGUCUUUCAGGCAGCAUUCCUCUUGGCAUGGCUGCCUCUGAGCACUUACCAGAGCCAAGCAGUCUUGUCCGAACCUUUAUCGCUGAGUGUGCACGUCAAUCUCACAGAGCAGAGUUUGAAAAUAGAAUGGAGUGUCCAUAACCUGACUCAUCCGGAAUUACAGAUGGCUUUUCAGAUCGAAAUCAGUAGAAUUAACAAAUCCAAUGUCAUCUGGGUGGAGAACUACACCACCACUGCGCAGCAGAACCAGACCCUGCGCCGGAUGUGGAAAUCCGAGCUGCCUCUGGAAUGUGCCACGCACUUUGUAAGGAUACGGGGGAAGGAUGAAGAUCCUCGGAUGCUCCAGCGGAGGGUCUGGAGCAGCUGGAGCUCAUGGGUGAAGGCAGAGGCUCAGAGUUUGCUUGGACCAGAGCCGCUGCUCGUUUUCCCCAAAGAGAAGCAGGUGGAGGAGGGCUCCGAUGUCACCCUCUGCUACGUCUCCCGGCACCCCCAGAGUCAUGUAGUCUGUAAGUUGAAUGGCAUCCUGGUCCCCGGAGAGCAGCUGGACCCACACGUGUCCGUGGUCACCUUGAGGAGCAUUUCCUUUGUUUCGAAAACGGGGUCCAACUUCUUCUGCGAGGAAGACAGGAACCACACCCAACCGGGCCUCGCCAUCUUUGUCACCAAAGUGCUGGAGGAGCCCAAGGGCUUCUCCUGUGAGACCCGGGACUUGAAGACUCUGAACUGCACAUGGGACCCUGGGAGCAACAUUGACUCUUGGAAAUUCCCCUGCCAACGCUACACUUUAUUUGAAUCAUUUUCCGGGGGAAAAAAAUCCUGUAAAGACAAACACUGGUGUUCUUGGCAAGUAGACUCACAAGAAACAUACAACUUCACACUCCAGGCUGAAAACUGCUUCCGGAAGAGGAAUGUCACUCUCCUCUUCCAACUGGCGCACCGAGUUCACCCGAUGACUCCCUUUAAGGUAGCCCUGAAAAGCGUAAGCGCCACAAAUGCCAUCCUGACCUGGACGGUACAUCCCCUGAGGAAUAAUUUCACGCUUUUGUGUCAGGUGGAGCUCCACAGCGAAGGACGAGUGGUACAACAGCACAAUGUUUCCACCUGGGGGAACGGUCAGUACUCCUUCCGCGGCCUGGCCCCCGCCACAGAGUACACGGCCCGAGUGCGCUGCGCCGCAGCCCAGCACUUCUGGAAAUGGAGCAAGUGGGCCAACCAGGAGGAGUUCAGCACUCCCCAAGCUGCACCCUCCACAGCUCCUGAUGUCUGGAGAAGCGUGAGGCCGACGCUGGGAUCUUGUAACGUCACUUUAUUCUGGAAGCCACUGUCCAGGGCGCAGGCCCACGGGAAGAUCCAGUUUUACACCGUAGCCACGGAACGCCUGCACACACCCUCCAGCUCCCAGCUCUUUCCCAUCCCCGCUCCGGCCAACGGCACAGAACUCAGCCUCGACGGCUGCUCACACCGAAUCCGCGUCACGGCCAGCAACGGGGCAGGCACGUCCCCCGCGUCUGUGAUGGUCAUCGCCGGGGACCUGGGGGACCCCUGGAACCCCGGGAACCAAACAGCGGAGGUGAAAGAAGAAAGAGCUCAAGGCACAGGGGACGGAGUCUCCAUGUCCUGGAAGCCGCCACCUGGCGAUGUCCUUGGCUACGUGGUGGAAUGGUGUGACGGCCCCCGGGAGUCGCCCUGCGAUCUCCGGUGGGAAAGCCUGGGCCCCAAUGCCACCAGCACCGUCAUCAAGUCAGAUGCUUUCCGACCAGGGGUCAAAUACAACUUCAGGAUCUAUGGGAUUUCUCCGGAAAGGAUGGCCUAUUUGCUGGAGAGGAAGACAGGAUACUCCCAGGAACUAGCUCCUGCGGACAACCCUCGCGUGACCGUGAACAACCUGACCUCCCACUCCUUCACCCUGAGUUGGGAGGAUUACGCCGCCGACGCCCAGCCUGGCUUCAUCCGAGGCUACCGCGUCCACCUGCGAUCCCAGGCGGAGCAGUGCCUCCCGGGCUUCACGAAGGCGCUCCUCCCAGAUAACACCGCAUGCUGCAAACAUGACAUCGACAACCCAGAGCAAAAGACGUUUCUGGUGAAGAACCUGCAGCCAGAGUCCUUCUACGAGUUCCUGGUCACUCCGCACACGAGGGCCGGCGAGGGCCCUGCCCAGGCCUUCACCAAUGUCAUCACCACCCGUGACCAGCACCCCCGUGUUCUGAUCCGCAUCCUCCUCCCCAUGGUUUUCCCCCUCCUGUUCCUCACCAUCCUGUGCUACGUGAAGAGUCAGUGGAUUAAGGAGACGUGCUUUCCUGACAUUCCAGACCCGUACAAGAGCAGCGUCCUGUCCUUACUGAAGCCCAAGGAGAGCCCCCACCCGUCCAUCAUGAGUGUCCGUGACUGCGUCCCCGACGCGCUGGAGGUGGUGAACAAGGCGGCCAGGAGGUCGCUGGCAGAAGUGGAGUGCCCGAAGCACGACUACCUUCACCUCCUGCCCACCGGGAGCUCCGCGGGCCCGGGCCCCGGCAUCUGCUUCGAGAACCUGACCUACAACCAGGCAGCCCCCGGCGCUGGGCCCUGUGGCCCCUCUCCGGGGCAGGGAGGCCUGCUGGCCGCACCUGGGGGUUUGCUGAGGUCCCCGAGCUAUGUGAACUCCCCGGGGGGACCCCCAGCCGAAGAGGCCCCUCUGAAUUAUGUGUCCCAGGUGGCUCCCCCGACGUCUGGACACGAGGACAGCCCCCCAACACCCCUCCUGGAGCUCGCACCCCGCUCCGAGUACAGAACUCAAAUGGCCGUGCCCCCGGGCCUUGCCUCGCCCUCCCCGGAGGAGAAGAGCCAUCUCUGCGCCGUGAGCCUUCCGGACGCAGGCGGACACGGCCGCUAGCCGUCCGUCCCGGCCUCACCGGCACGCUGCUUCCCACGCCAGAGAAGCGUGGCCUGCCCCCCAUCGCCAGGCCCCGUGGGCAGACCAGUGGGCAGACAGACCACUGCCAUGGCGCCGGGUUUCCAAGCUCAGAGGCCACGAGGCUUCCUCCCCCCUCCAGCAGGCUUGCUGUGGGAACGCCCGCAUCCCGCCUGGUGGGCGCGGGCAGCGGCUUACCUGGCAGCUGCGUGGCCCAGGCUCGCCCUGUGGCCGCGCCCUGGCCCCCCGCGCAGGGCAGACCCCUCCUCGCAGUCCUGGGCAGCGUGGCUGCGGUCCUGGGAUCCUGCCUUUAAUGAGAAAGUUACAGAAGUUCCGCCCCCACGUGCCCUCACUUAAGGGAGGAGGAAGCAGACUGAGUCUUUAAUUGGAAAGGCCGCAGAGGUUUCUUUCCUAGAGCCAGUGUUUACCAAAGUCCGUGUUUCCUUAGUGUAGGCGGGCAGUGAAGAUGUCACAGGUGUCUGAGACCGGCCCAGCGUGGCCUUGUCUGGCAGUGACAACAACUGGCCGUGCAUGGGCACAGUGAAACCCUCCCGGGGGCACAGGGAGACCCUCCCGGGGGCACAGUGAGAGGGGGCAGUGAGACCCUCCCGGGGGCACAGGGAGACCCUUUCGGGGGCACAGUGAGACCCUUCCGGGGGCACAGGGAGACCCUCCCGGGGGCACAGGGAGACCCUCCCGGGGGCACAGUGAGAAUCCUCCCGGGGGCACAGUGAGAGGGGGCAGUGAGACCCUCCCGGGGGCACAGGGAGACCCUCCGGGGGGCACAGUGAGAGGGGGCAGUGAGACCCUCUCGGGGCACAGGGAGACCCUCCCGGGGCACAGGGAGACCCUCCCGGAGGCACAGAGAGACCCUCCCGGGGCACAGGGAGACCCUCCCGGGGGCACAGGGAGACCCUCCCGGGGGCACAGGGAGACCCUCCCGAAGGCACAGAGAGACCCUCCCGGGGCACAGGGAGACCCUCCCGGGGGCACAGGCCCUGGCUAACAGCUGAGACAGGGCACACAUCGGUAAGACCCCGCACCUGUCCUCUCACCACCGUCAGGGACUGGCAGGGGCUCCUGGUGUCAGGAUCUCAGCACGCCCACGUCGCGGACAAUGGCCUGCCACCGGGGCUUGUGGAUGACUACCUCAGGGAGGGGAAAGCUAGCCAUUGAGCAGUUCUGUUUCCUUGCCCUGGCUCCGCUUUUCUUUUAAGAACUGCCAGGUGUGUGGCCUGUUCCUUUAGCAUCCUUUGGCCUGAUCAGCAGGGGGUCAGGGCCACGGGCCCCGCCCUCUCAUCUCCCUAUUGUCUGCAUUAGUAAGGGGAGCGGCACGCUGGGCCCCGGAGGCAGAGCCAGCUCCUGGAGGCUCAGCAGCCCCUCUCCUUGAGCCUGUGUGUGCGCAGCAGCAUGCGGGUGCUCCGAGCUCCAGCUCCUUCCUCUGCCUCCUGCCUGCCAGCCGCAAUGUUGACUGGUCACGUUUCUAAACAAGCACACCUGGGGCUGCCUCUGGUACCCCAGGAGGUCGCUGGCAGAAGUGGAGCGCUCCACUCCGCAAGGGGGAGGAGAGGACCCACCUGGAGCCCGGGGGCUGUCAGCUGGCCGAGGCGCCUGCACACACCAGGGCUUCUGCGCGGCUCCGCAGCAGGCCCCUCGCAUGUGGCUAAGCCCUUUCCUAACGCCCUACCAACAAGCACCUCCGUUAGCAAUGUCGAGAGGACUUCGGGUUCAGUAUUGUCAUCGUUUACUCUCGUGUUCCCCUGUCAUACGUGAUUGUACAAGUCCACAGAAAUGUCAGGGACAGUGACGACUGACUUGCAAACUGUGUCUUUCCUAGAGAGUUUCUUAAGAAAUAAUGCAUGACCUGGAAGUCGUUUCGUUGUAACAAGCUCUCAUUAAAGGAUUUCACCACUGU